This is a messenger RNA of Ipomoea nil (Japanese morning glory), 1083 nucleotides long. RefSeq names its product probable adenylate kinase 7, mitochondrial. The record is from RefSeq and is a predicted model, not a curated record. Gene Ontology annotation, biological process: nucleobase-containing compound metabolic process. The transcript has 4 exons. The coding region runs from base 60 to 968 and encodes 302 amino acids. Lineage: Eukaryota; Viridiplantae; Streptophyta; Magnoliopsida; Solanales; Convolvulaceae. Gene Ontology annotation, cellular component: mitochondrion; cytoplasm. Gene Ontology annotation, molecular function: ATP binding; AMP kinase activity.
ACGGCUAUUAAACGGUUAAACCCUUCUAAAGUCUCAUUUCCACUGCGUAGGUCCCUAACAUGGCCGUUAUCUGCCGUCCAAAACCCCUCGCCGCCCUCCUGAGCCACGUGGCCACCGCUGCGCCACCACUUCUCCGCCUACUCCACACUCUCCGUUCAAGACCUUAUUCCACAUCUUCCUCUGCUCUGCCGCAGCUCGAUCCCGAUUACUACCACCACCACUACGGCGAUCAAGCCCGCUAUUCGCCGCCGAGUUCACACCGAGAUAGGCCGUUCGCGGCGGCCGUGAAUCCAGACACUCAGGAGUGGCUCCCGCUAAGAGGAGUGCAAUUGGUGUUUAUUGGUUUCAAGACGAAGCACCUCUACGCCGAGAGGCUCUCGAAGCUUCUGGAAGUCCCCCACAUUUCCAUCAGUAGCAUCCUCCGUCAAGACCUCAGCCCUCGUUCCUCCCUCUAUAAACAGAUUGCAGAUGCAAUGAGCCGGAGAACAAUUGUUCCUGAAGAGAUUAUAUUUGGAUUGUUGUCAAAGAGGUUAGAAGAUGGAUAUCACAGAGGAGAAACUGGGUUUAUAUUAGAUGGGAUUCCUCGAACGCUGCCCCAAGCUGAAAUUCUUGAUAAACUCGUCGACAUUGAUUUGGUUAUGAAUUUCAAAUAUGCUGAGGAUGAUGUAAUGGACAUUUGCACAAAUGGCAUCCUUUCUAGGCACCACAAUUCUGCAGACUUGGGAACACUUGCUACUACUAAAUUGGGAUCUGCCACAUCAAAAGAGGAAUUUGCAUGGAGGGAAAAGCUCCAUAUGUAUGCAAAUCAGAUCAAGCCUGUUGAAGAGCACUACAAGAAACAAAAGAAGCUUCUAGAUAUUCGAGUAAGUAGCGUCCCCGGUGAGACAUGGCAAGGGCUUUUGGCAUCUCUACAUCUGCAGCACAUGAAUGUUCAUCCCAGAUUUCCUCCAGAACCAAAUCAGCCUUAAUGUCUUUUUGCUUGAGAGAUUGUAUAUUUGUAGUUUACAGUUCAACUGCCAGAAUAUAAUAGGAUUUCAUUAAUGCAUGUAUAUAUAUAUUAUAUAUGCAACAUGGAUGAUUCUU